AUGUGCCAACAGUCGCGCGUUCGAUGUAUGAAUAUGCUAUGCUGUCUAUCACUGGUCCUAAAGCUACUGAUUGGUCGUCAGCUUGCACUUGCAGAAGUAUUUGACGAACUAUGCACUGCAGACUGUCCACCAGAAGGCUGCAAGUGCACUGGACACCCUGGAAGAACGGGACGUCCCGGGGCUAUGGGAGUCGCUGGUCCUGAGGGACCUCCAGGAGACUUGGGACCGCCGGGACCUGCAGGGGAAUAUGGCGACAAAGGAAGGGCCGGUCUACCAGGCAAACCUGGUCCAAUAGGCUACCCUGGCGAAAUGGGUCCAACAGGAGUCGCAGGCACACCAGGAGAAUCGGGUUUUCCAGGGCCACGUGGAGCGACUGGUGAUGAGGGAGACCCUGGAUGUAUUGGUCCACCAGGAGAAAUCGGAGCUAAAGGCCAACAUGGCGAACAGGGUGCCUCUGGGCAUCCAGGAAGACAUGGGCAGAAGGGGCCCAAAGGAUUUGCUGGAGGGUCGAGGGAAGGAUUGGCAGGUGAAAAGGGUGAAGUCGGUCCACAGGGAGAGCCUGGAUUUCAAGGUGACCCUGGCUUUAAGGGUGAACCUGGCGUACCUGGAAACAGAGGAUUGGACGGUGAGCAGGGAACUCCUGGAAUCCCAGGGGAUUUCGGUCCACCAGGUUCACCUGGCAUUUACAGGUACACCCUGAUAAUCAAAGGAGAAAGGGGCCCUCCUGGCGUGGUCGGGACUUCAGGUUUCCCUUGUACAGACGAAAUGAUUCGUCACACCACAGAAGAGCUGGCCCGGAUUACUAGGGGACCGGCAGGUGAACCGGGUGGCCCAGGAACAAAGGGUGACCAAGGUGCUCCCGGAGAACCAGGUGAACGGGGAUUUCCAGGGGAAAUGGGUCCCAAAGGAGAGAAGGGCAAUCAAGGUGCGGAAGGAAUUCAGGGGGAUCCAGGAGACGUCGGUGAUGUCGGCGAACCUGGAGAACCGGGUGUCUCCGGUGUCGAUGGUCCUCGAGGCCCAGAAGGUGGUCUCGGAGAAAAAGGAGAUCGUGGAUUAUUUGGAAGAGAUGGCCAGCCUGGACCUCAAGGGAAGGCUGGCCCACCUGGAGAAGCUACGUGUCCUAUUACCAGUAGGCCGAAAGGUAUGAAAGGUGAACCAGGAUAUCCGGGUGAAAAAGGCGAAAUUGGAACUUUCGGUAAACAAGGAAAAGCAGGUGAAAAAGGUCUUCCUGGCGCGGAAGGACACAAGGGAGUACAAGGCUAUCCUGGUAAACCAUGCGAACCUGGGCCACCAGGCCCGCCAGGCAUCAAAGGUGACCCUGGCUUAUGUGGCGAGACUGGUUAUCCGGGGUUGGAUGGCGAAGUGGGAAAGCCGGGACCGCGUGGUCCUGAUGGAGACGACGGAUAUGGAGAAAUGGGAGAAGUUGGUCCCGUCGGAGUGGAAGGGUUCCGUGGAAAGAAAGGAGAUCAAGGAGAGUCAGGUGACCCUGGUGAAAAAGGAUUUAGCGGGCAGUUUGCUAUUGGAGAAAUAGGCCCUCGAGGAUACCCUGGUGAUCCUGGUGAUCCCGGAUCGCUGGGACUUGACGGACUCCCUGGGGAACCUGGACAAAAGGGCCAACCACUUAGCACUUGUCCACACUGCCCUAACGGGGAGGAUGGUCCUCGUGGUGAUUCUGGGAGACCGGGCCCACAAGGUUGGAAAGGUGUCGCGGGACGCCCAGGGGACAAGGGCGACGACGGUCGCAUGGGAGAGGACGGCACAAUUGGACCAACCGGUCCCAAAGGGCAAAAGGGUAUCUCAGGAGAGCGUGGUUAUCCAGGUGAACGAGGCGAUCCAGGUGAGCCUGCAGUGGUCACAACGGCAGUGGAGUCGAUUGUGCCCGGAGACCCAGGUGACGAAGGCCCAAUGGGAACAAUUGGUGACUUGGGUGAACGUGGAGACGUGGGUGUCCCAGGCGGAGAGGGCGACAAAGGGCGACAGGGACCCGAUGGUGAACCCGGUGAGCAAGGACCAAUGGGCGAAGCCGGUGAAAUGGGAGAUGACGGGCUUCCAGGAGCUCCAGGGGAAAAUAUUACAACCCUCCUAGGUGAUCUGGGUCAAAAAGGUGAACCAGGACCUCCCGGUGAUAAGGGAGCCAAAGGAUCCUCGGGUCUGACAAAAAACUGCACAUUGGACGCAGAAAAAUUCAUUUUUUACAACAUGACAGAUGUGAUUGGUGAUCGUGGUUUCAAGGGCGAACCUGGAGACGUAGGCGAACAGGGUGCUAAAGGUGAACGAGGUCGAAAAGGUGAGAUCGGCCGAAGCGCACUUCCUGCAGAAGUUGGUGACCCUGGGCAGCAGGGAGAGCAAGGUCCAAAGGGAGAUCAGGGACAACCAGGUAUUCGAGGUCCCGAGGGACCCAGGGGAAAUCCAGGAACAAGUGUUGAUGGCGAAACUGGUGAUCAAGGUCCACGUGGGCCAGAUGGUCCCAAGGGCUACGUAGGUGCAGACGGCGAUAUAGGUGAACCGGGUGUGGGAGGCAUCUUCAUCGUUGGUGACCGUGGAGAAGAUGGACAGCAAGGUCAGGAAGGUGAGCCGGGUGAUACCGGUGAGGAUGGCCAAAAGGGAGAGCUGGGACCUAGAGGACGACCAGGGGAUGACGGUUUCUUCGGUGAAAAAGGCGAUAUGGGCGAGAAAGGUGAUGUCGGACCGAAAGGGGAGUCCAGUGCAGACAUGGAAAUGGGUGACCCUGGUGAACAUGGUAACCGCGGACCAGUUGGCCCAUCUGGAGAUCCUGGACCGCAGGGAGAAGAAGGAGAGUGCGUAGAAAUUGGGCUCCCUGGCGAAGAUGGUCCAACUGGAGAGCCUGGGCCAGCUGGGCCGGUCGGUGACGAGGGCGAGCCCGGAGAUCCUGGUGAACCUGGAGUAGAUAUGACCGAUCCAGAAGCCAUUGGUGCCGACGGUGAUGUUGGGGAACCGGGACCGGAAGGUGACGCUGGCGAGCCGGGCCAGAAAGGUGAACCAGGUGAGGUAGGCCAAGUCGGUGAGAAAGGCGAUACCGGACAGUUAGGUCCAGUUGGAGAACCCGGACCUCAGGGCCCACCUGGUCAGUCUGGUCUUCAGGGAUCCGAAGGAGUUCAAGGGCCAAUCGGCGAAACUAUUCAGGGGGAAUCAGGCGACCCGGGUCCACAGGGUCCAGAGGGACAGGCAGGAAACCCAGGGGAACCUGGAAUCGAUGGGCAGGAAGGAGAAGUUGGUGAUUCCGGAGAUGCUGCUGACGGCGUCAAAGGGGAACAGGGGCCGCCUGGAGAGGUUUCAGAGGCCGGUGAACCUGGACCGCGAGGGGCGGAUGGUGAACCAGGAGCUAAAGGCAGUGCUGGUCUAAUCGGGCCCAUCGGAGAGAAGGGUGACGAAGGGCCCCGUGGUGCAAUAGGUGAAGCCGGUGCCACUGGUCCACCUGGAGAAAAAGGAGUGCCUGGUGAUGUUGGAGAACCGGGUCCAGAUGGACCGAAGGGGGAUCCAGGUGAACCGGGAGAACCUGGUAUUCCUGGGGAGGCGAUUCCCGGUCAACCAGGCGGACAUGGUCAUCAAGGGUUACAAGGCUUCCCUGGUCCAGAAGGAGAGCCCGGGGAACCUGGUGUACAAGGUGUUGAAGGAGAAGAAGGCGAAGAGGGAGAGAUUGGAUCGGAGGGUGAGCAAGGUGAAACAGGAGUUGAAGGUCCCAUUGGAGAACCAGGACCCGAAGGUCCACAGGGGCCUAUGGGGGAAGUUGGUCCUGAAGGUAGCGUAGGAGACCACGGAGAAACUGGACCAGUGGGAGCGAAGGGUGCCAUGGGGGAAUCUGGUGAUCCUGGGCCCCCAGCUGUGGACUGCUUACCAAAACGCAAAGGUGAACGAGGUCCCAUUGGAAUGGUGGGCGAAAGAGGCCCACGUGGACCGGACGGUGACCCAGGGCCACAAGGAACCAUAGGACCGAAGGGACCACCUGGAGAGGCCGGUAUUGGAUCCAUUGGCGAUCCAGGGGAACCAGGAUACGUUGGAGAAACAGGGCACCCAGGUGAGCCAGGAGAGCGGGGAAUUCCCGGAUCUGCUGGUUUGGUUGCGCUGGAUGGAGAGACAGGGGAAAAGGGUGAAAGAGGUCAACCCGGCGAAAGGGGAGAACGAGGUCUGCAAGGUGCAGAAGGACCUACUGGCCAGGAUGGUGCUAAAGGUGAAAAGGGACAGCCUGGAAUCGGGGGGAAGGAUGGUGAUCCCGGUCCUGACGGAUAUGAAGGGCUACCUGGGGACCCUGGUUCCCAGGGAGAACGUGGACCCAAGGGUUUGAAAGGUGAAAGUGGGGAUCCCGGUUUGUUUGGUCCAAAAGGUGAACGAGGUCUGGAUCAAAAGGGUGAGAAAGGAGAUCCAAAUGUGGCAGGUGAGCCCGGAGAAGUUGGUGAAACUGGUGACCCCGGACUAGAUGGGGCCAUUGGACCAGACGGUGACUCCGGUGACAUUGGAAUGAAAGGUCAACCGGGACUGGUGCAAGGCGAGCGGGGCGAAGACGGUGAACCCGGCGAACAAGGGGAUAUUGGAGAAGCUGGCCCCAAAGGCGCCACUGGCGAAGCUGGUCUCCCUGGUCCAAAAGGAGAGAAGGGUACUCCUGGUCAAAGCAAUUAUUCGUCCAUUCUCUUUGCCCGCCACUACCAAACCGUAGAUUCUGACGAACCGGAGUGUCCAGAAGGAACCAACAGGAUGUUCGCUGGUUACAGUUUCGUAAUGGGUGGAGGAGUAGAUGACUUAGUCAGCAUGGAUCUUGGCACACCAAGUUCGUGCCUCAUGCGGUUCACUUCGUUACCGAUGACGCAGUGCGAGCGCGAUUCGAUGUGUCAGUCAAACAUGCGACAUGAACGAUCCUAUUGGUUGGCCACCGCUGUCCCACGGUCAGAGAAACCGCUUCCCGUGAACGAGACUGAGGAUCGCAUCGCCCGUUGUGUCGUUUGCGAGGCUCCAACCUACGUGUUCGCGUUUCACAGUCAGGGAGAGACACUGGAACCAUGUCCCAACACUUGGCAAGAACUAUGGACUGGUGUCAGCUUAAUUUUGCAUACAUCGGGAAAACAUGGUGGAGGGCAACAGUUGUCCUCUCCGGGAAGCUGCAUGGAGCAAUUCCGCUAUUCCCCAGUAAUCGAGUGUAACAACAACGUCGGUAUGUGUCACUAUUGGUCCGAUGCCAAGGUUUAUUAUCUCCGUGCUCUGAGUAGGGACAAAAAUCAAUUCGAAAAACCACAAGGUUUCACAAUGAAAUCAACUGAAGGACCUGUGUUGAACAAUGUCAGCAAAUGUCGUGUGUGUAUGAAAACACCGUACUGAUGGAUCCUUUUCCCCUACACUCCACCGUACCCACGUCCCCGACAUCGUAAAGCAUCAACGUUCUACGAAUGGAGUUGACAAAAGUUUCUCCUUAACCAUGCUACACCUUACAAACCAUCCGUUCCCAUUCUGAUGCUGCGUUUGUACCUUCAUGGGGCUGUGAACGGUAAACACUCCACCACAUUACACACCACUUACACUCGACCUGCGCAACCAAGCUCCCACAUUCAUCAAACUAGCCGCAGCUUUCCCAUAGGUGAGUUACAAUCAGAUCGGACACCGGCUCACCUAACGACUCUGCUUUGGGUGGGCGAAACGGCUUCAACUUACGCUCACUUGUGCGUCGGACCACCAUCCCAUAGGUAUUACAUAUUAUUUUUUACCAUUCAAGCUGAUACCAACACCAGGAGAGACCACUGUGCGUUCACAUUACCAGCGACCUGUUUCCUUCUCUCCCCCUUCUACUUACUUUCCACUAACUUUACGGUGUCAAUACAACAUAAAGAUUGACUGCUUC
Molecule: messenger RNA, 5845 nt
Organism: Dicrocoelium dendriticum
Lineage: Eukaryota; Metazoa; Platyhelminthes; Trematoda; Plagiorchiida; Dicrocoeliidae
Source: the annotation of a GenBank genome assembly